UUGGAUCCGGACCCUGGACCGCGCUUUUUGAGCCAUCAUCCGUGUCAAUCGAGAACAGUGCACGAUAAAGGACCUCAUUUUCCAUUCAUUUGAUACCCUCUCUUAUCACACAGACAAAGAAACCACCACCAAAAUGAGCCAAGACGACGAUUCCUUCUCCGAGGUUGGCUUUGACGACACCGAACCUGAGCAGCAGCAAGCAGAAGAUCAUGAAAGGAAACAGCAUCCUGUGAUUGUUGAAGUUCAGCUGCCGCCUCAUUUUUCUGCCGGUUCCAACAAAAGGGUAUCGGCCGUUGCCUCUUUGACGACCGAGAAGUCUGAGGAGUCGUCCUUUAUCCCCGUCACUAUCUUUGGAAAGAUGAAGGUCAACUCGUCUUCGGAAGCCAAAGAGGCACCGUCCAAUGCUACUCCCGCUGCAGCAGAGAGCAAAGAAUCACCCAAGAACGAGACGUGUUUCGAGGAAAGGAAGGUGGCAGAUGACGACAGUGAGGUGACUGGUUGGUCUGCUGUCAGCCUUCACCCUCCAGGCUUGGUUGGCAGCAGCAAUGAUGACGAGAGCGUUGCGGCCAGUUCCACCAUUAGUGGCUUUGAUCUGAUCUCUCUCAACGGCACCAGCAAGAAAAAGUGCAAAACCUGCUCCUUCUUGAAUGGAUCAACCAUUACGAUUUGCGAGGGGUGCAGCUUGGCAUUGGUGGCCAAUCCUUGUCUGACAUUUGACGAAAAGUUGGCUCGACAGCUGCAGCACAACGAAGAGCAAGAAGCUUAUCAGGCGCUUUUACAAGAGGAAAAGAAACGCAAGAACCUCAACCAGCAGCCAAUCUUAGUCCGGGCACGGACACUGGCAGAUGACAUUAUAUCUGCCCUCAACCGAUGUCUUUCUUCCAAGCAACGGGAGGAUGUCGCCUUUUCCGCCCUGCCUCAUGCCAGCCUCACCAUCUUGGCUUCUCGCUUUAUAGAAUGCGUGGAUCAAUUUCUUGUACCGGACCAUCAUCAGAGCAUUGGCUCGGAAUUGCCCAUCAAGCUCUGCUAUUGCUUCACCGAAAAGGCUUCAUGGAGAAUGACACAGAUCCGCCAGGACGGAUUCGGUUCAAAUGCUGCCUUUGGAUCAACUCCCGAGGCUGCAUGCAAAGCCUUCAAAGCCCACCCUAGAUUGCCCGGGCUCCCCUCCAUUCCCGAGAACUGCACCAGCAAUCUAUGGAACCGAAACGUCGUCCCAUCCGAGACCCAUGGCUGGAUUGCUGUCAUUGUCAGCGGCCAGAACUUUUCCGCGGUCGAUGGUGGUAUCGCGGAGAUAUUUCGUCGUCCAAGCAGCGCCCAGUCGCUUCCCUUGGCGACCUUUGACGCGACUCUGAUGCAUGAUGACACUAUUCGUGUUCUCAUGAACAACCUCAACAUGGCUUGCCAUGACUUUUUUGGUCAUGAUCCUGCUGUGGUUCAGAUCGAGGAUUCUGCCCAAAAGAGGCGAAAGGGGAACGAAGACAGUACCGACAGCGACGAGAAACUCGCAAUGGAACUACAGGGCGUGUUGUACGAUGAUUGCACUGGAGGAGGCUCCGAUGCAACCGGCGGUGGCAGUGCCGCUGCGAACGAAGCUGACUUCCCAUCGUUCCUGACGGACCUUCCAGCUGAGAAGAACAUGACAGAGGUCACCGAGCCCCUGGAUCUCGGGUUUCUGCUGCAGGCACCCAUCCUAGAAUGUCCGGAUCGAAACGCUCGUGCUCCCGCCCGAACAAAACCAGCCAAAUAUGAGACUGGCAAACCAAAAUCAGAUCAGUCGGCUGCCCAGGUCUCCCUUUGCCGCUAUCAAUCCUCCUUCAAGGCACAAAAGACAACCGAGAAGAAAUUAGGCGUUGUCGAGGACAUCAUUGCCAACAUCACAGAGGUACCCCCACCUAAUACGAAUCGACAAGGGCUUCGAAGGUUCUUUUUUCGAGUCCGAAAUGUUAGCCGAUGUUUCCAGAGCUGUUAUGGUGGCGACGCAGACGCCUUCUGCAAGGCCAACCCCAGGUUUGAUGUUGGUCGGUACAUGUGCCCUCACGGGCAAAGCCACCGCUUCACAGAGCGCAAGGAGGUGUCUGUGCCCAGGCCGGAAUCGACUGCUGACAAGGUGGCGGCAAGUGCGAAAGAAACCAACAAACAAGACCCCGAAGAAACUGUCUCGGGUCUGGAUGGGCUUGUGCGGGUGGGCACUAUCGCGGACGACAGCCGGGAACGCAACCUUGAAGCAGCCGCGUCGAUGAUGUCGGGACCGUCUACAGACGAAGACCGCAACGCGUUUGGGCGUUUCCACGACGUCGAUGAGGCACUCCCUUCGUUCAGCCUCAAUCCAGGAGGGGAACGCAAAGCCGCCGGAUCAGGAGACGAGAACAGCAGUGCUGGCAGUGACCAAGAACCGUACCAGUACCACUAAACAAAGCCGUAGCAGCGCUUGUCAGUUUGGGAGCGAUUGUAGCGCUCAAAGCCGCAGCAACGCUUGCGCGUUCGAGAUGCAUUGUAGCGCACACAAUUUCCAAAACAACUAUUACACAUACCAAAUGCCCAUGAAUUGCCAAACAACCAACACAACGAAAGCACAAUAUACAUUUCGGGAGAUCUAACUUCCUACAUACAAAUUUAAGCCUCUAGAAAAACUGACAACCCUCCCACUU
Seminavis robusta is the source of this 2648-nucleotide messenger RNA. The record is from the annotation of a GenBank genome assembly. NCBI's taxonomy places the organism in Eukaryota, Bacillariophyta, Bacillariophyceae, Naviculales, Naviculaceae.